CUACAGGAGCAGCAUGUGGUUUUCUGUACAGGAAGUGAUGUCACUUCUGCUCUGAAAGAACCUGUCACACACACACACACACACACACACGACAUGUAUUAUACACGUGUGUUUCCAUCAUGACCGAGAAAAGAGCAGAACCUUCAUAAACAGUAGAGGAAGUGAUGGACGUGAGCGAGGAGGACAUGAUGCCGCUGAUAAACGACAGAUCCGCCAGUCACAAAUCCAGCUGCGACUCCUUCGUCCUCCUGCACUUGUACCACAGCGUGAGCUCCCAAACCGAGGGCACCGUCUCCAUCCCUGCCGGCCACGUCACCGCCGAGAGCGUCUGCACGCUAGCUGCUAAGAGCUGCGGUGUACUUCCUGUGUUCCAUAAUUUAUUCGCGUUGGCAUCAGAGGAUCUGACGUUCUGGUACCCGCCGACACACGUGUUCAAGAGUGACAAGAACACGACUGUUCAUUACAGAGUCCGGUAUUUCUUCUCAGGAUGGUUCGGUCAGGGAUCCAGAGCCACGUACCGCUACAGUCUGAGCUCGGGGAGGAUCUGCGCCGUGCUGGACUACAGCGUCAUCGACUACCUGUUCGCUCAGUCCCGGAGUGAUUUCGUGUCGAGCCGCGGGGGGGUGUGUCCGCCCCUGAACGCCAUCCAGGAGUGUCUGGGGUUGGCGGUGCUGGACCUGUGGAGACAAGCUAAGGAGGGAAACCGCAGCCUGAAGGAAGUGUGUAAAAGCACCAGUUACAAGUCGUGCCUGCCGAACUCUCACCGGGAGGAGAUCCAGCGGAUGAGCCGGCUGGCGCGGUACCAGAUCCGUAAGACGCUGAAGCGCUUCCUGAAGAAGCUGGGACGCUGCGCGGCGGGAGAACGCAGCCUGAAGCUGAAGUAUCUGAUGGAGCUGAGCGCCAUGGAGCCUGAAUACGGGACGGAGACGUUUAACACCCGCCGCUGUGUGGUCAGGGUCUCUGGGGAGGGAGGGAUCCAGACCUACUCCGAUGAUGGACAGGAGUGGCAGACCUUUUGUGACUUCCCCCAGAUCACAGACAUCAAUAUGAAGCGCCUCUGCCCGGAGCGACUCCCUGCUGAGGGGCGAGUGGUGACCCUGACCAGGCAGGAUGACCGGUGUCUGGAGGUGGAGUUUGAGACCCUGACCGACUCGCUGUCCUUCGUCUCUCUGGUGGAUAAUUAUUUCAGACUCACCACUGACUCCUCCCACUAUUUCUGCUCUGAAGUGGCUCCGCCCACUCUGCUGCAGGACAUCGAGAGUCACUGUCACGGUCCCGUCACCUCGGAGUUCGCCGUGCACAAGCUGAAGAAGGGCGGAGCCAAAAACGGGACCUACCUCCUCCGCCGCAGCCCCAGGGACUACGACAAGUACUUCCUCAUGGUCUGCUUACAGACCCCGCUGGGUUGGGAAUACAAGGACUGUCUGAUAGAGAAGAACGAGAAGUUCCACCUGGCUGGAAUCCACACGUCCUUCAGCAGUCUGAAGGAUCUCACCAGCUUCUACCAGCACCACAUGCUGCUCCUGGCAGACGUGCCCGUCACCCUGAGGACGUGCUGCCCGCCCAGAGCUAAAGAACUCUCCAAUCUGAUCAUCGUGAGGAACAGCAGCGUUUGUCAGACUCCCAGCUCUCCUCCUCAGCACCGACACCGAUCGAGUCAUAUCCAGUUCCACAUGAUCAAACACGAGGACCUGGUCUGGAAGGAGAGUUUGGGUCAGGGUUCCUUCACCCACAUCUACCGAGGCUUAAAGACGGACCAGCGUGAGGGAGAGACCUACACCACCGAGGUUCUGCUCAAAGUUCUGGACGUGGAGCACAAGAACAGCUGGGAGUCGUUCUUCGAAGCCGCCAGCUUCAUGAGCCAGAUUUCCCACAAGCACCUGCUGCUGGUGUACGGCGUCACCGUCCACAAAUCCAAAAAUAUCAUGGUUCAGGAGUUUGUGAAGUACGGAGCUCUGGAUCUUUAUCUGAAGAGGUCGAGCGUCUCGCUCAGCUGGAAACUGGACGUGGCCAAGCAGCUCGCCUGCACCCUCAACUUCCUGGAGGAGAAGAACAUCGUUCAUGGGAACAUCUGCGCAAAAAACCUGCUGCUGGCACGAGAGGGGGAUCCCACCUCCAAAAACUCGCCCUUCAUUAAGCUCAGUGAUCCUGGCAUCAGCGUGGCCAUGCUGGGCAAAGAGGUGGUUCUGGACCGGAUCCCCUGGGUGGCCCCGGAGGUUUUGGAGAAUCUGGAGUUGGGGCAGCAGAGUGAUAAGUGGAGUUUUGGUACGACGCUGUGGGAGAUCUUCAACGGAGGAGAGGUUCCUCUGCAGCGCCUCGACCCCAAACAGAAGCAGAGCUUUUAUGACCAGCGCUCACAUCUACCCUGUCUGGAGUGGACGGAGCUGGCAGAUCUGAUCUCUCAGUGUAUGCAGUACCAGCCUGAACUCAGACCGUCGUCUCGAACCGUCAUCCGCCACCUCAACAGCCUCAUCACCCCCGAUUAUGAGAUCCUGCACGCAGCAGCUUCCAUGCCUGAGAGAGACGGAUUCUGGAGAGCGCUGACCAAUCAGCAAACACAACCACAACAACAGGUGUACGAGGAGAGACACCUCAAAUUCAUCUCCGCCCUCGGCAAGGGUAAUUUCGGCAGCGUGGACCUGUGCCGUUACGACCCUCUGGGUGAUAACACUGGUGAGCUGGUGGCGGUGAAGCAGCUCCAGUCCAGCAAACAGGGAAACCUGGUGGAGUUUCAGAGGGAAAUUCAGACCAUCAGCUCACUGCACUGCGACUACAUCGUCAAGUACAGAGGGAUCUGCUACAGCGCCGGGCGUCUCAGUAUGAGGUUGGUUAUGGAGUUUUUACCCUUCGGUAAUUUGAUCAGCUACAUAGAGAAAAAUAAAAAGCUAAUUAACAACAGGAGGCUCCUGCUGUUCUCCUCCCAAAUCUGUAAGGGUAUGGAGUACCUGCAGAAUCUGAGGUACGUACAUCGUGACCUGGCAGCGAGGAACAUCCUGGUCUCCAGUGAUAUGCUGGUGAAGAUCGCUGAUUUUGGUCUCACCAAGAUUAUUCCAGUAGAGAAGGAGUAUUACCGCGUCACCCAGUCCGGGGAGAGCCCCAUAUUCUGGUACUCACCAGAGUCUUUAUCUGAGUACAAAUUCUCUCAUAAAUCAGACGUGUGGAGUUUCGGGGUUCUCCUGCACGAGAUGUUCUCCUUCUGCGAGCUCAGUCGCAACCCCAAACGGCUCCUCCUUCAGAAGAUAGGGGGCGACCUUCAGGGUGCCAUGAUGGCCGUGCAUCUCUUCAACAUCCUGAAGGAGAACUGGAGGCUGCCCGUGCCCCCCAUGUGCCCACCGAAGGUCUGCAGCAUGAUGAUGGAAUGCUGGGCGUUCGGCAGCGAGGACAGACCCAGCUUCUCCCAGCUACAGGACCUGAUUGAGAGCAGCUUGCAGGAUGAACGAGAAGGAGCCAAAGGAUGAAAAACCUUAGAGAUCAUAAAUCUAUAUUUUUUAAUGUUUCUCAUUCCUCAUUAGUUAAAAGUGGCUGAUGUGUAAAUAGGCUCGCAGGUAUUGGACAGAACUCAGGGACGAGGGCUAACACGUGCUUCCUCCUCCUGCCGUGGCUUCUUUUCACUGGGCAGAGCUUUAACGUGUGUUUAGAAUCACGACAUGCCUCAAACAGACAGCCAGAGGGCGGUGCCACCCUAUAAAUUGGGUGUCCAACAAGCUCUUUGUAGAGUGUCCGGAUACUUUUGACCCAUUUGUGUAUUUAUUUUAAUUCUUAACGACAUUUUUAUACGUUUGAAGCUUCUGUGUUAAUAAAAUAUCAUUAAAUAAAA
This is a messenger RNA of Trichomycterus rosablanca, 3817 nucleotides long. It is a transcript of the gene jak3, whose product is annotated as Janus kinase 3 (a protein tyrosine kinase, leukocyte). Gene Ontology annotation, cellular component: cytosol; membrane; cytoskeleton. Gene Ontology annotation, molecular function: ATP binding; growth hormone receptor binding; non-membrane spanning protein tyrosine kinase activity. The record is from RefSeq and is a predicted model, not a curated record. Gene Ontology annotation, biological process: protein phosphorylation; cell differentiation; cell surface receptor signaling pathway via JAK-STAT. Bases 165 to 3458 code for a protein of 1097 amino acids. Lineage: Eukaryota; Metazoa; Chordata; Actinopteri; Siluriformes; Trichomycteridae. The transcript has 24 exons.